AUGAGUACUGCUCACGCGAUCACCAAAGCCAGUAAGGCUCGCUUCUUGAGCCAUUUCCCAUGGACCAUUUCACCUUUCAUCAUCGGCGCCCCAAUGCGCGUCAUGUCAGGGCCUCACCUAGCCCUUGCGGUCUCCAAAGCUGGAGGUCUUGGGUUCAUUGGGCCAGGCGCGAAGCCUGAAGAUACGUCGAAGGAUCUAGCUACAGUGAGGGACUUGCUACGCAGUUCACCUCCACAGACUCUGCCGUUAGCAUUUCCAUCCAAGGAUACCCUUCCUGUCGGUGUUGGCUUUCAGCUCUGGAAUGGCGAUCUCAAGGCUGCUGUUAGUGCUGUGCAAGAACACAAGCCCUGUGCCGCAUGGCUCUUUGCGCCGCGUCGAGGACAAGAGGAGCUUGAUGAGUGGACGUCUCACAUACGAGAAGCCCAUCCGGAGAUACAGGUCUGGAUACAAAUCGGCACUGUCCAAGAGAGUAUUGAAGUGGCCAAUAGUGCGCAUCGCCCAGAUACGUUGAUCAUUCAAGGCGCAGAAGCGGGCGGCCAUGGUCGAGCCACCGACGGUCUGGGCAUAAUGACACUCUUUCCUGAGAUCGCAGACCAAGUCCGUGAGUCGGGCGUGUCUCUAUUCGCGGCCGGCGGCAUCGCAGAUGGUCGAGGCGUGGCAGCAGCCCUCUCACUUGGUGCAACCGGUGUCGUUAUGGGCACCCGCUUCCUAGCAGCAACCGAAACUCGUAUCAGCAAAGGCUACCAACAAGAAAUUAUCCGAGCUAAGGAUGGAGCUCAGUGCACCACCAGAACCAUGCUCUACAAUCAUCUCAGGGGCACUAUGGGUUGGCCAGAGCAGUAUAGCCCACGGGGUAUCAUCAACCAGAGCUUCCACGAUCACCAAGCAGGCGUGGAAUUUGAGGAACUAAAGAAGAGGCAUGACGAGGCAUUGAAGUCUGGGGAUAAGGGAUGGGGGCCAGAAGGAAGGUUAGCGACGUACGCGGGAGCGGCUGUUGGGCUUAUACAUGAUGUGCAGGAUGCUGGUGAUAUUGUCAAGAGUGUGCAGAAAGAAGCUAAAGAGAUUAUAGCUGAGAUUGCGAAUGAUACUAUAUAA
This is a messenger RNA of Fusarium proliferatum ET1, 1095 nucleotides long. RefSeq lists its product as uncharacterized. Bases 1 to 1095 code for a protein of 364 amino acids. The record is from RefSeq and is a predicted model, not a curated record. NCBI's taxonomy places the organism in Eukaryota, Fungi, Ascomycota, Sordariomycetes, Hypocreales, Nectriaceae. Gene Ontology annotation, molecular function: nitronate monooxygenase activity. The transcript has a single exon.